This is a messenger RNA of Chanos chanos (milkfish), 762 nucleotides long. It is a transcript of the gene cimap1d, whose product is annotated as CIMAP1 family member D. The transcript is spliced from 4 exons. The coding region runs from base 1 to 762 and encodes 253 amino acids. Gene Ontology annotation, cellular component: cytoskeleton. The record is from RefSeq and is a predicted model, not a curated record. Lineage: Eukaryota; Metazoa; Chordata; Actinopteri; Gonorynchiformes; Chanidae.
AUGAGUGAAACUGAAAGGCGGAGGCCAUUGAUCGCGGGCCGAGAGAAAGGGCCCGGCCCUGGCCGUUACGCUCUCCCACCCACCAUAGGCUUUGUAGGCCAUGACUUCACCAAGCAAACCAGCCCUGCGUUUUCUUUUCACGGCCGGAUGAGCAACAACUUGUACUGUGUGGACUCCAGUCCUGGACCUCGGUAUUACAUCGAUGCUAAAGUCACGCGUUUUGGCAGAGACGGCAGCCCAGCGUACUCAAUACUGGGCAGAGUGAAAGGUCCAGUGGGUACUUUUAAGACCCCUGGACCAGGUGCGUACAGUCCUGAAACUGCCACUGUGUGCGGGACUCAGCGCAGACCCCCCUCCUACACCAUGGGCUCUCGAACUCGGUACCGUUCCGUCGACGCCGUGCCCGCCCCAAACAAGUACACUCUCCCCUCCCUGAUGGGCUCCCACGUCCUCACAAAACCAGCCAGCGCCAGUUUCACCAUCUCAGGGCGGUGCAAAUCGGGGGGUCAUUCAGAAGACUUAUCCAAGACCCCAGGUCCUGGCAGGUACAACAGCACAGACCCAAACAUCUAUCUCCCCAGACAGCCGGCCUUCUCCAUGCUCGGUCGUCACGGCGUCCCGAACGACACCGCCCCGAAGCCGGGCCCCGGAAGCCACAACCCAGAGAAAGUGACGGUGAACAAGCCGCGACCCCCCGCGUUCUCUCUGGGCAUCCGUCACACGGAAUUUGUCACACCCUUAGUGACAGACCUAGUGGACUGA